UUGGAUUCAUUUAAAGGCGAUUUUCGUUACUAAUUGCAUGUGUUUUUAAAUAUAUAUUCCUUUAGCUAACAGGCUGGGCUGCUAACAAACAGCGAGUAAGAUAGCUAACAAGCUAAGCUAGGUUAGCUAUCCUAGGUUACCAAGCCUUAACUAGUUAAGUUAACUGCUAGCUUAGUUAGCUGGAUAGGUUAUCUAACUUAACUUAUCAUUAGCAUUAACGAGUUAAUGUUCGCUGUAUGUCGGCAGUAUUUCCAUGUAGCUAGUUUGCUGUAUUUUCCUGUGUCAACCCUAUGAUGUCUGUAUGUUCCUAGCUAGGUCGGGAUAUGUAACUAUAUCGGCAUGGCGAGCUAUGGCAGAACGGUCGGAGGAUGAGGUGCACAUCAGAAAGAGCAAAACCCUCUUAGUGAGACAUCUUCCUGCCGAGCUGAGCCACAGCGAGGCAGAGGACCUGCUCAAGUACUUCAGCGCCUCUUCGGUCCGCGUGCUCUCUGAGAAGGGCCCUCUAAAACACACUGCUUUCGCCACUUUUUCUAGUGAGACUGCGGCCUCGAAGGCCCUGAGAAGACUACAUCAGCUGAGGAUUCUGGGUCAUACACUAGUCGUUGAGUUUGCAAAAGAUCAAGAUAAUGUCACUGUGUUGGACAGCCCACCCCACCCUGACAGGUGUGCUGACAACCAAGAUGGGAAGGAGAAAAAGGAGAUUCCACAGCCAUCUGUCUCUCUUAUUGAUACCAGCAUUGCUCCAAGUCUCGGGCUGAAAUUUCAAGCAAACCCGACGCUGAAAUAUUUAUACCCUCCUCCUUCAAGCGCGAUUGUGACAAACAUCACACACGCCCUUCUGAGCGUGCCCAAGUUUUAUGUACAAGUUCUUCACUUGAUGAAUAAGAUGAGCCUGCCGUGUCCGUUUGGACCUGUCACAGCCCGUCCUCCAGUGUUUGAACUGGCUCAUGGCCUGCUGCCCCUGCUAGUGCCCCUGCCACCCCCCUUUCCCCCAGAGAACCCACCCCUGCCAGAGGGCGCUGACGAGGCCUCCAACGAGGAGUCUGAGUACGAGAGCGGAGAUGAUGAAGACAAGGAAAGGAUGAUUAGGCUGAUGGGGCUCGUUAAGCAGCCAGUUAAAAGACCCCUGAGACCAAAGACUGCUUCCAAGAGGAAGAAACCUAAGCUGAAAGAUCUCCUCUUCGCUCCCAAACCAGACUCCCACAGCACUCCAGGCCCAGGCCUGCAGCCGUCGGACGUGUUUGAGCAGCCGCUGUCAAUCGGACCCAAGAAGAUCGAGUUUCACAUUUCUUCAGAAACGUCCACCACUGUCCGGGAGCUGUGCGACCAGCCCCAGGAUCUGAGUCCACUGGAGCAGGAAAUAGACCCAGCAGAGCUGGGCCCUGGAGCCGGGGGGUUUGGAAAGAUGUACCCCAGCACUCAGGCCAGCAUGCAGGAGGAGAGUGGUGAGGAACCAGAGGUCAUCCCCUCUGAGUUCAUUUCCAGAAGGGAACUAGAAGACGGCAGGCUCACCAGAGAUGAGAUAAAGAAAAUGUCCGUGUUCAAGAAUUAUGAUCCAGGGGAACCAACCUGCAGGCUUUAUGUGAAGAACAUUGCAAAACAAGUAGAAGAAAAAGACCUGAAGUACAUCUAUGGGAGAUACAUUGACACCUCAUCAGAGGAAGAGAGAAACAUGUUUGAUAUAGUUUUAAUGAAGGAGGGCCGAAUGAAAGGUCAGGCCUUCAUCGGCCUCCCCAGUGAGAAAAGUGCAGAGAAGGCCUUGAGGGACACCAAUGGAUUCCUCCUCCACGACAAGCCCCUUGUGGUGCAAUUUGCCCGUUCGGCCAGACCCAAACAGGAGGCAACAGAGUUGCGGACAAGAGCCAAAAAGCGUGAAACAGAUGUUGAGGGCACAUCAGAUGCCUCAGUCAUGAUCCUGCAGGACUGUUUGUAUCCUUAUGCAUCCAUAUCCUUUAAGAAAAGAGAUUUAAUACGUUUGGUGCCGAGUUGUUUGAUUAUUUAUUUUUGUGUCAGUCCACAUGAAGUAUGUGUUAGGUAGGAGAAAGACGGGUGCUGUUUCACCUGCUCUUUGUCUGUUUGGGUUCUAUGUGUUGUUCUCUCACUUUUGCUUCCAGUCCCCAGGUGAUGAGUCCCCUGUGUCUUCAAGCAAAAAAAAAGCUGCAAUUAAGUCGCAUGUAAAACUUAUUUUUAUGUAUUUGACUUACUUUAUGGUGUGUUGCAAAUAAAUAAAAAUAAAUAUUUCACAUC
This is a messenger RNA of Electrophorus electricus (electric eel), 2247 nucleotides long. NCBI's taxonomy places the organism in Eukaryota, Metazoa, Chordata, Actinopteri, Gymnotiformes, Gymnotidae. The record is from RefSeq and is a predicted model, not a curated record.